This is a messenger RNA of Aspergillus pseudonomiae, 360 nucleotides long. RefSeq lists its product as uncharacterized. The record is from RefSeq and is a predicted model, not a curated record. The transcript is spliced from 2 exons. The coding region runs from base 1 to 360 and encodes 119 amino acids. Lineage: Eukaryota; Fungi; Ascomycota; Eurotiomycetes; Eurotiales; Aspergillaceae.
AUGGGUGCUGUGGGAGGAGGAGCGGUAAUGCGAAUGGGUGGGGGGAAGAGUAUGCUGUUUAUACUGCCCGUAUUCGCGGAGCCCGGUGGGACGAUGAUUGUGGUGGUACCGCUGUUAUCACUCCGCGGGGAUAUGAUACGCCGGUGCCAGGUAUUAGGCAUCGUAUGCGUGUUGUGGAAGAACCGGCGGCCCCUGGAUAAGGCGACGAUUGUACUAGUAACGCUGGAGUCUACGGUGAUAGAGAAUUUUUAUAUAUUUAUUAACCAACUGCAGCAGACGCGGUGGUUAGAUUGGAUUAUUAUCGACAAGUACUAUAUGGUACUGAAUAAUCAGCGAGAUUUCUGGCCUAAAUUACAGUAG